This is a messenger RNA of Entamoeba invadens IP1, 1059 nucleotides long. RefSeq lists its product as hypothetical. Bases 1 to 1059 code for a protein of 352 amino acids. The transcript has 2 exons. The record is from RefSeq and is a predicted model, not a curated record. Gene Ontology annotation, molecular function: protein-phosphatidylethanolamide deconjugating activity. NCBI's taxonomy places the organism in Eukaryota, Evosea, Mastigamoebida, Endamoebidae.
AUGACCGAAGACCAACUCUUGUAUGAAGAAUCACUGCAAAACAUCCCAUUUUCGCAAUGGCUCCGACAGAAGCGGACGAAUCUGAUGUCACGGUUUUACAAUUUUAUACCGGACACAUUAGAUAACCCAACUCUAUAUCCCAAAGAAUUUAUUGCUGCGUGUGGACAAGUUUUUUUCCCACAAGAAGUUGAAAUAAAAACGUCAAGUUUUUUGGACGUCGCGUUGACACACACUAAGGCAUUCGACGAAAUUAUAAACCUCUUUUACUUUGUUUAUAGAAAUAACUUCCAACCAUUGCCAAAUACAACACUGACAUCUGAUAGUGGAUGGGGUUGCACCAUACGGUCAACUCAGAUGUUAGUUGCAAAUGCAAUUGGGAAGCUUUUCACAAACGACUUUGACACUGGAGAAGUCACGGACAAAAUGGUCAUCAAAUUUUUCUUGGACUUUUUUUCUGUUGAAUGCCCGUUCUCCAUCCACAACCUUUUCCUUACAAAGGCUAUCCUUCAGGGAAACAUCAACGGCAAUUCCUUCUUGCCGCCGUCUGCUGUCGCCGCCGCAUUUGUAGAGAUCAACAAGAAGCUUGCGAACCCCAAAUUUGGCAUGGAGAUACUAACAACGACUUUUACUUUCCGUGUGUAUACACAACCCACAAUAGUAUUAAUACCUAUAAGUAUACCAGAUUCGUUCAAUGACAAGAUAGCAGUGAUCUUCUCGUUUUAUCUCUUUUCGGGGAUGGUUGGAGGGUCGGGGAGAAAGGCGUUUUACUUCUUUGGGAUCCACCAUGACCAAUUACUCUUCUUAGACCCACACACGGUCAGAAAUACGGUAAUCAAUUCGUGCUCAUUUGAUCCCCAAGAGUACCACCCAAUCAUUGGAGAUGUUAAGGCACUGAGUUACUCACUACUCGACAGAAGUGCUGUGCUUGCUUUUGUCGUCACAUCGCAAAGAGAGCUCGACGAUUUAAAAGGGUUUGUACAGAACAUGCUUGGGAUUGAUGACAAAGUCCUACGCGUAAAAAAUGAAGACGUUGAUGGCUUUGAGGUCAUCAACUUUUGA